CACCGAAUUCGAAAUAACUGUAUUUGACUUGUGUUUCCUUUCCACCAUUCAUCAUGAUGAAAAUGAUUUAUCUUCGCUCAAGAGUUUGUAUGCAUGGUAACAACAUUGCCAGUCAAGUCAUUCUGACAUCUUGAGAAAGUUACUGUAACGUUAGCUAGCUAAGUUAGCUAUCUAACUAACUAAUUGCUAUAAUUGUCUUGUUAACAGCAUGCUAAUACUUAUUUGGAAUAAGCUUCGUUGAACUUGAUCAACUAAAUUACUGCAAGCUACCAGAGGAAGCGUUUUCAGGUUUAUAUAUUGAAGCGCGACGAGGAAAUUAUACAUUACAAUUUACCCAGUGGAAAUAAAACAUUUAACGUUACAACAUGUCGUCUUCAGAAUGAGCACAGGACGCACUAUGGAGGGCGCGGGCUGUGUGACCUGGUGGGGAUUCAGUCCUGCGCUUGACCUCCUGCGCAGAGGCUCAGAGAGGCAGGAGGGUGAGGUAAAUGUUUUACUGGUGGGCAGUGGCGACCCAAGACACAUACUCAAGACCAUUGCUGGCCUGAGGGACACAGAUACCCUUCAUAUAUGGGUGAUAGAGAAUAGCAUGGACGUGGUGGCUCGACAACUGCUGCUCCUCUUUCUGGCUCUGACACCCCAGGAGAGCAUGGGACUUCACGAAAAGACUGAGGUUUUCCUGGAGUUGUUUGGUAACAGUGAGGUCCGCAGUCAGACAGAGGAGACACUGAGACACGUGGCGACAGAACUGUCUCUCUCAGUCACUGAGACACUAGAAACACCCACAAAUCCCUGCCUGGACACCACUCAUCUCAGAUUCAAGGAGCGCGACGAUUUGGACAGGAUAUUCAAACAAUGGAUCCACCCUCCCCCAUCUUCACGUUCUGCCCAUGUAUCAAUAGCCAAGGCCUGGGACGGCCGGGUCCGGCAGCACCUGGGCACCCGCUAUGACUCCAGGGCGGGCUGCUUCGACUGGGACCUCACCAUGAAGCUUCACCAGAAAGGGUGUGGCGUCAUCAACAAACAGCACUACAAACUGUGGAGGGAGCGGGGCGUGGCCUUUGAGAUGAGGGAGGGCAUCUAUCAAAUGGCCAACGAGAGCUUACUCUCUACGAGAGUAUUCAGUCAUAGGGGUGACAAAAUGGCACUGAGGGGAUACUGGGGAGACAUUGUGUCCAGUCCUUACCUCUCCUUUGGCAUCGAGACAGAUGACGAGGAACUGCUGCAGAAACAGAAUGGGCAACACGUCAAGACAGCCCAGGAUAUCUCGUAUGUGAACGUGCAGGCGCUGUUCAAGUCUUUGUCCUGUAGAGGGGGCACUCCCCCUACUCAGGCAUGCAGUGAGGAGGGGAAAGCGCUUGUAGCACUGGAGCCAGUGUCACAACCAGAGGCUCAUCACAAAUCACAAAUCAACGAACUCAUGCACCUGAAUGGGGUGACAGUGACUUUUCUGCCCCUGGACUCUCUCUCCAAACUGCCAGAGAAACAGAAAUACUCCCACUUUUUCAACAGCAUCUACUGUGCUGCCAGUAUGGUGCACCAUUUGAGCCCGACACUGAGACAGAUUGCUGCACCCAAAGCCGCCCUCGUGGUGGAGCUGGCCAAGUACCUCUUGGAUCUUACCAAGGAGCAGGAGGUGGGGUUUGCUGAGAAAGUCGGGGACGUCGCCAAAGAGGCGGGGUUUGAGCCCUCACAGGAGGAGAAGAGGGAUGUUUAUGCCACGUUCGCGCUACAGGAGGAGUGAAUGUGUUCUAUUCCAUCAGACACUCUACGCUUUACUCCUCUGACACUUUAGGUCGGUCUUCAGUACUGCAAGAGGGGCAGAGCUGUAUACGGAAAAUAUGUACAGACGAGACAAUUCUGUUCAUAGCUGAUUGAAAACAAAGGUAGCAUUUUGUGAGAGUUCAAUCACAUUUUAGGCCUGUUGGUCCGUCUGUUUUGAUCUUAAUUCUGUUAAUUGCCUAUUAAAUGAGAGCAUGUCUGCUUCACGAAUGAUUCCAUGGACCUGUAGGUGAGUUGUACCCAUUUGUAGCCUACCCAAUUCCCUCUAGUGUUAAAGAAGUAAAGGUAACGUGUUUUGUUAAAUAUAGACAUGUUUUAAUGAGUACAGUAAUACAUAGAAUCUGUUUCAGUUAAUGUCACACAGUAAGUCGUGUCACCUCAAUGGGUUCAAUGGAAAAGUGUUGAGACAUUGUUCUUGUAAAGCGUUCCUGAAACAGAAUAUAUGGUCUUCUUUCUUCACUGCUUCCACUGUGUGCUCACUUCCAGCGACCUCCAACCUUUCCCUUACCAUGGACCUUUUUACUGCAGAGAUAGAGGGAGCUUGGGUGUGAAAAAAGCAGAGGGUUUUCUAAUGAUCAAUUAGCCUUUUAAAAUGAUCAACUUGGAUUAGCUAACACAAUGUGCCAUUGGAACACAGGAUUGAUGGGGGCUGAUAAUGGGCCUCUGUACACCUAUGUAGAUAUUCCAUUAAGAAAUCUGCCGUUUCCAGCUACAAUAGUCAUUUACAAAAUUAACAAUGUCUACACUAUUUCUGAUCAAUUUGAUGUUAUUUUAAAUGGACAAAAGAAUGUGAUUUUCUUUCAAAAUAAGGACAUUUCUUUGUGACCCCAAACUUUUGAACGGUAGUACACAUACACUACCAGUCAAAAGUUUGGACACACCUACUCAUUAAAGCGUUUCUUUAUUUGCACUAUUUUCUACAUUAUAGAAUAGUGAAGACAUCAAAACUAUAUUAUAACAUAUGGAAUCAUGUAGUAACCAAAAAAAAGUGUUAAUAAACAAUUCAAAAUAUAUUUUAGAUUCUUCAAAA
Messenger RNA from Oncorhynchus nerka (sockeye salmon), 2812 nucleotides. RefSeq names its product dynein axonemal assembly factor 3. NCBI's taxonomy places the organism in Eukaryota, Metazoa, Chordata, Actinopteri, Salmoniformes, Salmonidae. The transcript is spliced from 11 exons. Gene Ontology annotation, biological process: axonemal dynein complex assembly; motile cilium assembly. The coding region runs from base 380 to 1744 and encodes 454 amino acids. The record is from RefSeq and is a predicted model, not a curated record.